Messenger RNA from Colletotrichum fioriniae, 1686 nucleotides. The record is from RefSeq and is a predicted model, not a curated record. Lineage: Eukaryota; Fungi; Ascomycota; Sordariomycetes; Glomerellales; Glomerellaceae.
AUGGACCUCGACGACCCCCAAAACAGCCCGGCGGACGGUGAAAAGGAACACCGAUUAGCCAAUGGAGAGCCGUCGCAUUUUACCACCAAGGCGGACGAGGCAACGCUCGCUGUUGGAGCUAUCGAAGCUGCCCAUGGCCCGAGCGCCAAAACAGCAGCCAAUUCUUCCCCGUCGAAGAUCGCGAAGCAGCAACCAGGAGCAACAAAUCAUUCAACCCAGGAAGGCCAACACCAACCGAUACCGUUCCCACCCAAGUUCCCGGCUUUGAGGACUGACGCGCCCGCGCCUCGCAAGGACACACUUGAACAAUUCAAUAUUGGCGCACUCGAAGAAAAAUUCAAGAUGUUUGGACGACCGGCCGGUGGCUUGAGCAUCAACACUGGUGCCGCCAAUGCAGGUACUGCCACAACUUCCGCACCUAGCGGUGGCGGAGGACUCUUCGGAAACUCGACAGCAGCGACUACACAGCCUGCUACGGGCGGUCUUUUCGGCGGCACUUCGACGGGAGGAGGAGGUCUCUUUGGCAACAAGCCUUCGACACCACAACAACCAGCGACCGGUGGCCUUUUUGGAGCGGCACCAGCACAGCAACCCCAGCAGCAGCAAAGCGGCGGCGGUCUUUUUGGAGGGGGCCAGACUCAGCAGCAGCAGCAGCCUGCACAGCACACUGGAGGAGGAUUGUUUGGAGGUGCUGCGACCCAGCAACAACAACCUCAGCAACAGCAGAGUGGAGGGCUUUUUGGUGCAGCCCCCGCGAAGCCGGCGACGGGCGGUCUUUUUGGUGCGAGCACAGCGCAGCCCCAGCAGCAGCAACAGUCAACAGGAGGUCUCUUUGGCGGCGGCGGCAAUGCACAGCAAACCCAGCAGAACCAAGGCAUGGGUGGUGGUCUUUUCGGACAGAGCCAGGCUCAGAACCAACCGAAGCCCGGCGGUCUCUUCUCUGCUCCCGGCUUAACUAUGGGUCAGUCGACGACGCAGCAAAGCGUUCCUGGCGUGCGAGUAGACAUGUCGAAUAUCAAGGGCACGACGCGAUUCAACGACCUAGAACAAUCCAUCCAGUCCGAAAUGGAGAACUGCGAUCUCAUGAUCCAGCGCUUCAUGGCACACGCAUCCGAAAUUAGAGGCUUCAUGGCCGCUCACGGUGGUGACCUCGCACAACUCACCAACGACGUCAACUGGCUCCAGCGCAAGUACGAGGGCGUCAAGACGACGCUGGACGAGGAUAUCGUCACUCUGGGACACCUCAAGGAUUUGGUCAAGUCCGACGCGGACAUUGCCAAGAUGGCGUUCGCAGGCGCCGACCAGCUCAAGCUUCCCGCACACUACCACCAGACCUGGCUCACCCGCGGCGGAUCGGGCGGCAACACGACCAACGGCAACCAGGACCGCAACCUCGAGGACGUGCUCACUCUCUUCUCCAACGAGGCCGACCGCCUGAAGGAACUCAGUCAGUUCCAGGUCCAGAAGAUUAAGGAGAUGGAGCAGCACAUGCCUGGUGUCGAACACGGUCUCUACGAGCGCGUACGAUCCCUGCGGGACCAGACCCAGGUGCCGGCCUUCAACAUGGUCCUCGACCUUCUGGAGACGAUCAAGAUGAUGGGCGACAAGAUUUACGAGGCCGCGGGUAGCAUCGUUGACGUACGGGAAAAGCUUACCCAGCUCCAGCGCCAAUACCCCACCAAAUGA